AUGGCGAAAGUACUCGAUCUACCAAAACUACAACCUUUUACCUUGGGGGAAACUUCGACCAUUAGCCAACGGUGGCGAAAAUGGAUCAAGUCAUUCGAAUAUUAUAUUGCUGCGUCGGGAAUCAACGACAAGAAACAACAACGUGCCAUCCUUCUCCACCUCGCAGGACCUGAAGUUCAAGACAUUUUUGAAACCCUAGAAGACACUGGCAACGAUAUCGACACCGCAAUAGCAAAGUUAACGUCCUACUUCGAGCCACAAAAGAACAUUCCUUUCGAGCGUCACAAUUUUCGACAGACAACACAACUACAAGGAGAAACAAUCGAACAGUUAGCUAUCCGUUUAAAACACCAAGUAAAAUUCUGCGAAUAUGGCAAUCCCAACGAUAUGAUCCGUGACCAGAUUAUCGAACAUUGUUCGUCUAGUCGUUUGAGGCGACGAUUACUUCGCGAACCAGAACUUACUCUUGAGAAAACAUUCGAAAUCGGUCGUUCGUUCGAAGCAUCCGAACGGCAAGCCUCGCAAAUAGAAGCAGACAGCUUAAAAACCACCGACCUGGGCGUAAAUGCAAUCCGUUCUAAAGCUGCAUCAUCUCGUUAUCCAACAUCGAUACAAACAGGUUGUUCGAAUAUCGUUUGUUAUUGUUGUGGAAAUGCCGGUCACCGAGCUAAAGACCCUCGUUGUCCUGCCGAAGGAAUGUCCUGCAAUAAGUGUCACAAGCUUGGCCAUUUCGCUAGAGUAUGUCGUCAACUGAAACCGACAAACAAGCCUGAAUUUCAGAAUCCUACAUCGAAAAACAAGAAUGAAAUCUACAAGCAAAAUACCGGAAGUCAUGGCGAAAUACGGUAUGUAUACGGCGCUCCACAUCCGGCCACCGGGGAAAGUUCAUCGGACGAUGAGUAUGUUUUCGAACUUGGUGCCACCGGGAAAAUGCCCCGUGCAACCGUCCAAAUUGGGAACUUCCCAGUUGAUCUCAUCGUUGAUUCAGGCGCAACUGUUAAUGUACUUGACAAUGAAACAUUUCCAAAACAAAUCUCAAAUUAUUUCCAUAUGGAUCAUCAACACCACUGA
Paramuricea clavata is the source of this 1071-nucleotide messenger RNA. The record is from the annotation of a GenBank genome assembly. Lineage: Eukaryota; Metazoa; Cnidaria; Anthozoa; Malacalcyonacea; Plexauridae.